Penicillium longicatenatum is the source of this 1572-nucleotide messenger RNA. RefSeq lists its product as uncharacterized. The record is from RefSeq and is a predicted model, not a curated record. The transcript has a single exon. Bases 1 to 1572 code for a protein of 523 amino acids. NCBI's taxonomy places the organism in Eukaryota, Fungi, Ascomycota, Eurotiomycetes, Eurotiales, Aspergillaceae.
AUGUCUCCACCUGCGAGCUGCGACAUCCUAGUAAUAGGCAGUGGCAACGCCGGGUUUAGUGCAGCCCUCUCAGCCGCACAAAUAAACCCCAAAGCCGAUGUGAUCAUCAUCGACAAAUGUCCCGCAAGCUGGGCCGGAGGAAACUCUUACUUCACGGCCGGAGCUUUUCGUACCGCGCACAAUGGGCUUUCCGACCUCCUGCCCAUAGUCAACAACACCACUGCGGAGAAAGCAUCCCGCAUUGACAUGCCCAUCUACUCCGAGCAGGACUUCACAAACGACCUUCUCCGCAUGACAGGCGGCCGCACCCAUCCUGCCUUAUCAAAGAUCCUGGUGCAGGAUUCCCGUUCUGCCAUUGGCUGGCUCGCCCAGAAUGGAAUUCGCUUCCAACUGUCAUUCAACAGACAGGCUUACGAGGUAGAUGGCCGGAUCAAAUUCUGGGGUGGUCUUGCAUUAAAGACCCAAGAUGGUGGCAGAGGUCUCAUGGAAGAUCACCUCGCCGCUGCGAAGAAAUAUAACAUUCCUGUGUUCUUCGACACGCCCGCUACAAAAAUUUUGACAGACCCUACCACCGGUGCGGCGAUCGGAGCUGAAGUCCUCCCUCACUCUUCCUCUGGUACUCCUCACAAACAAACCAUCCGAGCCGCUGCCGUUAUCCUCGCCGCCGGUGGCUUCGAAGCCAACCCACAACUGCGAGCACAGUAUCUUGGCCCCGGUUGGGAUGCUGCACGCGUCCGUGGAACACCAUAUAACACUGGUGAUCUCCUCCUCAGUGCACAACGCGAUGUAUCUGCCAAGGUCGUGGGCAACUGGUCCGGUUGUCACAGCGUCGCAUGGGAUGCUGAUUCCCCCGCGCAUGCUGGAGACCGAGAAGUCUCCAAUGAGUUCACGAAAUCAGGGUACCCACUUGGUAUUAUGGUAAACCGGGAUGGAGAACGCUUCGUCGAUGAAGGUUCAGACAUGCGGAAUUACACCUACGCGAUGAUUGGGCGACGGAUCCUGGCCCAACCCGGGCAAAUUGCAUUUCAAAUUUGGGAUGCGCGGACAACGCCUUGGCUACGGUCCGAGGAGUACCGCCCGGAAGUUACUAAACAUUUGACUGGAUCGACGGUUGACGAGCUGGCAGAUGCGUGCGUUCAAGCUGGGUUGAUGAACCGUCAGCGAUUCCUGGAUACCUUGGCUGAGUACAAUGCUGCUACUCGGGAGGGAAGUCAAAAGUGGGAUCCCGCCGUGAGAGAUGGGCUGGGGACAGUCGGGUUGGGGAUUCCAAAGUCGAACUGGGCAUUGCCGAUUGAUAAGGGACCUUUCCUGGCCGUGCGAGUGACGUCUGGAAUUACAUUUACUUUUGGAGGGCUCGCUGUCAAUCCAGAAACAGCGGCUGUGAUUUCCGAGACCACGGGCGCAGAGAUUCCAGGUCUGUACUCAAUUGGAGAGAUGCUGGGUGGGAUCUUCCACGACAACUAUCCCGGCGGAAGUGGGUUGACCUCUGGCGCCGUCUUUGGACGACGGGCUGGGAGGGCCGCUGCUGGGAUUAUUGCUGCGAAGGGAGCCAACAGGGAGUCUAGACUGUAA